Molecule: messenger RNA, 1962 nt
Organism: Medicago truncatula (barrel medic)
Lineage: Eukaryota; Viridiplantae; Streptophyta; Magnoliopsida; Fabales; Fabaceae
Product: ADP-ribosylation factor GTPase-activating protein AGD7
Exons: 4
Coding region: 104-1549 (481 amino acids)
Biological process (GO): vesicle-mediated transport
Molecular function (GO): GTPase activator activity
Source: RefSeq, a predicted model, not a curated record
AUCUACGACACAUCAUCAAACCACUUUCUCCAAACUCCUCACACCUCACCCACCGCGUUUCUCCCUCAUUUCCAUCCUUCCACACUUCAUUCUCCGAUCAUCCAUGGCGGCAUCACGGCGGCUCCGGGACCUCCAAUCCCAACCUGGCAACAAGAUCUGCGUCGAUUGCUCUCAGAAGAAUCCACAGUGGGCAUCAGUCUCCUACGGCAUCUUCAUGUGCUUAGAAUGCUCCGGCAAACACCGUGGUCUCGGCGUUCACAUCUCCUUCGUCCGAUCCGUCACCAUGGAUGCUUGGUCCGAAAUUCAAAUCAAGAAAAUGGAAGCUGGUGGUAAUGACAAUCUCAACGCUUUCCUUGCCAAGUAUUCAAUUCCGAAGGAAACGGAUAUUGUUACCAAGUAUAACACCAACGCUGCUUCGGUAUAUCGUGAUCGGAUUCAGGCUUUGUCGGAAGGUCGGUCGUGGCGUGAUCCACCGGUUGUUAAGGAGAAUUUAGGUUCUAAGGGAAGGCCGCCGAUGGGGCAGAGUCGCCGGAUUAAUGAUUCCGGUUGGGAUGAUUGGGAUAGGGAAGGAGGUUCGGGUGGUGAUGUGAGGAGUAAGUCGACGGGGGAUUUUAGGAAUUUGAACGGCGGUGGUGCACCGGCGAGAUCGAGGUCGACGGAGGAUAUUUAUACGCGGUCGCAAUUAGAAGCUUCUGCGGCGGGUAAAGAGGGAUUUUUUGCGAAGAAGAUGGCGGAGAAUGAGUCGAGGCCUGAAGGACUUCCGCCUUCGCAGGGUGGGAAGUAUGUUGGGUUUGGAUCUAGUCCGAUGCCUUCGCAGAGGAGUAAUCCGCAGCAAAAUGAUUAUUUUUCUGUUGUUUCACAGGGGAUUGGGAAGUUGUCAUUGGUUGCUGCUUCCGCUGCUAAUGCUGUUCAGACUGGCACAAAAGAGAUUACUUCUAAGGUCAAGGAAGGCGGUUAUGAUCAAAAGGUCAACGAAACUGUCACUGUUGUUACUCAAAAGACAUCAGAGAUUGGUCAAAGGACAUGGGGUUUAAUGAAAGGGGUUAUGGCUUUGGCUUCACAAAAGGUUGAGGAGUACACUAAAGAAAACUCAAAUUCGACUACUAAUAACUGGCAACGAAAUGAGAGUGAUAGAAAUGGCUACUAUCAGGAUUUCAAUCAAGGGAACAAAGGAGGUAAUUCUUCUACUGGAAGAGAACAAUCUUCAUCAGGGCAAUACAAAACUCAAAGCUCAAACUCUUGGGACGAUUGGGGCCAAAAAGAUAGUUGGAAGGGAGAACCUGCUAAUAAAGGAUCAACUCCUUAUUCAUCUGGUGGGCAGUCUGGUACUCACAAUCCCAGCUCUUGGGAUGAUUGGGACCACAAAGAUUCUAGGAAGGAAGAACCAGCUAAAUCAUCGGCUCCCCACAAUAAUGAUGUUGGUUGGGCUGGCUGGGAUAAUGCAAAAGAUGAUGGAUUUGAUAACUUUUAUGAAGGUGCAUCUAAUAAGAAAGCUGCUGGACAUAAUGGGAAAUCAGAUGACGCUUGGACAGGGGGUGGCUUUCUCUAAGGUUUCAUCCAUCCACAUUACCAGUCUCGAGAUUGUUCCAUUGAUGACAAAAAUUACCGCAGCUUUCGGACUGAUGACAUGCAGGCAAAGCCAUGGUGCCCCUAAAACAACUAUGCAUGUGAAAGGACUGUCAACUGUAACUUAUUAGUGUAUUUUUCACUUUUAAACUCAAAAACCCUAUGUGCAGGAAGAAUUGUUUUUUUGAGGUUAGUAUACUUUGUCCACUUGUAAUUUUUUCCUAUGUAACAUUUUGGGAACUCCGGUUGGAAAAAUAUAGUUCUACAUUUACGAGUGUUGAAAGAAAGGCAUAAUUGCCCAAAUCUUAAUUCUUCAGAGCAGUACUACCUGCGAUGCGAUGUAACAGUGUUGUGACAAGAAAAUUUCAGAAUUGUUUUGAAUGUGUUGCUUCUUAA